Lytechinus variegatus (green sea urchin) is the source of this 1838-nucleotide messenger RNA. It is a transcript of the gene kdm8, whose product is annotated as lysine-specific demethylase 8-like. Gene Ontology annotation, cellular component: nucleus. The transcript has 10 exons. Gene Ontology annotation, molecular function: histone H3K36 demethylase activity. The coding region runs from base 122 to 1627 and encodes 501 amino acids. The record is from RefSeq and is a predicted model, not a curated record. NCBI's taxonomy places the organism in Eukaryota, Metazoa, Echinodermata, Echinoidea, Temnopleuroida, Toxopneustidae.
UGCUAGCUGCUUCAUCACUCCGAUAUUUUUGAGAAAGUCACAAGUGAGAUUCAUUCUUGACGAUAAAUCAAUUGUCAUCUACGUAGUGCUCAAUAAUAAUUGUGAGAUACAUCUUUGCUCCAUGGAAGAUAUUCUCCCAACAUCACCAGAAUGUUUGGAGCUGGAGACCGGGAUUGACUGGAGCUCUCUUACUGGAUCCAGUGCCAUCAAAUGUCUCCUGGAAGACUGCGUUUGGCAUUGUUUCCAUGGUAACAGGCAUCUUGCCGAGCAGCAAUCUGAAGAGCUGCUUGAUGUGACUUGGGAGAAGCUGAACACAGGUCAUUGGAAAGAUGUAAAAAUUGGAUGGAGACAUAUAUUCUCAUAUGCCUCUCUAAUCAAGGUGUUAUGUUUCAUCAACAAGAAACCUCAAACACCAGAGGUCAUACAGGAGGCUCUGUCUGCCUGUGAUAGAGGAUUGCUGAUGGGAGCUCCCAUUAUGAAUGGAAUCCUAACACAACUUGCAUCAUGUCUCCAUGCCAGUGGAGGGGUUGCCAUGGAUACAGACUCCAGGGAGAAUAGAGGAUGCAUAGAAGAAGAUGAUAAUGAUAGAAGCAGUGUCGCCCAUCAGGACCAGAAACGAAUGAAAGUUUCUCAUCACCAUGAACCCAUCAUCCAUGAAGACCAUGAGAUACCUAGAGUGAUGACCCCUUCUCUACAUUCAUUCUUGAUUGAUAACAUGGAGAAAGAAUCACCAGUCGUCAUAGAGGGCGCUAUGACCCAUUGGCCUGCUAUGAGUCAUAGACAAUGGAGCCUGUCGUACCUGUGUCAGAUUGCUGGAAAGCGUACAGUACCAAUUGAGCUUGGAUCCAAGUAUACAGAUGAUAGUUGGUCACAGUCAUUGAUGACGCUCAAUGACUUCAUCAAUCACCAUAUCAUCAUUGAGAAGGAUUCUGAUUUCAGCCCGAGGGUGGGGUACCUAGCUCAGCAUCAACUCUUUGAUCAGAUUCCAGAGUUGAAAGCUGACAUCUGCAUUCCAGAUUACUGCUGCUUGCAUCUACCAGCCUCCUCUAGGAAUGAAGGAGAGAAUGGAGGAAAGGAAGGAGAUGAUAGAGGGAAGGAACAAGACAUUCAGAGGACAGUAUCAGGACAAGGAAAAUAUCACAUGAAGGAAGAUCUUGAGAAGGAAGAAAAGGAGACAAAAGUGAAGGAAGAUGCAAAGGAGGAGAACGAAGAGGGGAAGGAUGAAGAGACAAAGGAGAAGAAGGGAGAGGCAAAGGAAGAGGAGGAAGAAGAAGAGGAGAAUGAAGAGGAUAUUGAUAUCAAUGCUUGGUUUGGACCAGCUGGAACGGUCUCACCUCUUCAUUUUGAUCCCAAGCAUAACCUUCUAUGUCAGGUGGUUGGUAAGAAGUAUGUCCGAUUAUACUGCAAGGAUUCUACACGUCUCCUCUACCCACAUGAAGGAUUGUUAUCAAACACUAGCCAGGUGGAUGUUGAGAAUGUUGAUGAGGAUGCAUUCCCGUUGUUCCGUCAAGCUUCCUACCAGGAAUGUAUCCUAUCAUCUGGUGAGAUGCUAUAUAUACCACCGGGAUGUUGGCAUUAUAUCAGGUCUCUAUCUAUUAGUUUCUCAGUCAGUUACUGGUGGAGAUGACUCUUCUGUGGCUGUAUUCUGAAAAUUGCCUUAAGAUAAAUAUUCUUGUAUCAUAAGAGUAAUACUACAAAAUCUGUAUUCUAAAAAUUCUUAUAUCUUUUCCUAUAAAUUUUCUUGUAACUUUCACUGAUCACGUAUGAUAAAUAAUAAUAACGGUAUAUUUACCCAGGGUAGCCACUUCAGUUCUGAAAACUGUUCUCCCAGCGGGCCC